AUGAUCUUCAGGGGAGCAGCUGAGAGAAGAAAGGUUGGACUUGUCAUUGUUUUUCUUAGAGUUUUCCAGGCAUAUUCUCAUAGCAGCAGCACAUUUGUACUUCUGCCUGUAAUUGUAUUCUACAGUCGAAUUGCAUUGGCUGAUCCCUCCAACAGAAUGUUAAACAGUCAUGUAGAUCUGGUCCCUGACCUUCAUGGGAAUGCCUCUGGUGCUUCCUUAUUAGGUUCAUGGCUGCUUCCUAAUCCCGGAGCCCAGAGGAAGCAUCCCUGGAACCGUGGGGGUGUGAGCCAGGCAAGCUGA
Molecule: messenger RNA, 300 nt
Organism: Rangifer tarandus platyrhynchus (Svalbard reindeer)
Lineage: Eukaryota; Metazoa; Chordata; Mammalia; Artiodactyla; Cervidae
Source: the annotation of a GenBank genome assembly